Molecule: messenger RNA, 623 nt
Organism: Vitis vinifera (wine grape)
Lineage: Eukaryota; Viridiplantae; Streptophyta; Magnoliopsida; Vitales; Vitaceae
Exons: 1
Coding region: 57-449 (130 amino acids)
Source: RefSeq, a predicted model, not a curated record
CAAAAGCUCUUGCUUCUUUAGCCUCAAGUUAUUCAAAAGCAAAAGAAGUGAACAACAUGAAUCCAGCGGCUUCUUUCCUGCUCUUCUUUUCUCUUGCCCUUCUCUCCUUAGCUAGAGCUCAAGGAAGAGCACCCCAUGGGCUUGCUUAUGAGAACCCGAUGGCUUUCUCGCCAUCUGCAUUUGAUUUCUUCCAUCCGAACGGCCAAAAACCAAGCACCCAAAACCCUUGUGCUGCAUCAAACUGCUCACCAUUGCCUAUGGCAGCGCAGGUGGAAGCCAGUCUAGCGCAUCAAAGCAAAGCAUCAAGCAACCGGGUGGGAGCUGGAGGAAUUGCGGGCAUUGUGUUUGGGUUUGUGUUUGCUGUGCUUUUGGCAAUGGGUGUUUACUAUGUGGCGGUCACACGUCGAGCCAAUUUGACCCGAGCCAACUCUGUUCAGCCUGAUGCUUGAUUUACCUACUAUAAGCCACUGACAGCAAGCACCCAGGAUCAUUCCACAGUGAUAUGAUCUUCUUGUUCUCUUUUAUUUUUUGUAUUUUUCCCAAUUUGGGGUAAGAAAUGUUGUAUUUAUCAUCUUGUUACCAAUUAGCUACAUGGUAUUGUACUAUUAGAACUCUUGGCCAAA